AUGUCACGUGCAUUAAAUUCACCAACACCACUCAGACAACAAAACUACUUGGAAAGAGUCACUCGCAACACUCAACCCACCGAAGACACAAAACGAAUGAGGUUUUUGACAGUGUACUCAACACCGGGGUCCGCCGUUCGAACGUUAAAUGAAAAUUCAAUUGUAUCCAUAUUGAAGCUUAACUAUUUGUCCAAUUUCACGUCGUAUUUGCUUCCACUUACUGAGUUUGUUAACGUGGAACAAAGACCACUAACACCGUUGGAGAGCGCAAGCGACUUUACAACAUUCCAAAAUGCUAUUAUUGGGUGCGUGUCAAAUACACACACUUCAAUGGCGAAAAGCACACCGUCGCCGAUCGAUACAUUACUCACAAUUUUUACACCACUCCCACAAUUACUGAAACCGUUCACAACAUUCACAUCGGACCAAAAAAUGGUAUUACAAGAAGCAUUACAAGAGCUCUUUAAGAGAGUGUACGUGAACAAAUUCAACCAAUUACAUGGGACAUACAUUGUGCCCCUCACCACUUCACUCAAACAACUCCGCGUGGAGUAUUACACGAAACUGAAAGAGACGCUGGUUGCUAAAAAGGCGGAAAUACAGAAAAUGCAACAAGAAAUUGCACAACUGAAAGCAAAGUUGUUGAUGCCACAAGAACCAAAGAAGUUAGAAACUUUCCAGGAUAAAUCGCAACAGAUCAGAACGGUGAUGGUGAAAGGAGUUGGAGAUGUCCAAGUCUUGGGAUAUUGCGCUAUUUGCCAGUUGCCCUCUGGUGCGAGACUGCACCUUAUCUACAGUUCACCAAUUGGCAAUGGGGGAGAGGACUUCAUCCGGUCGCACAAGAAUUUAAGAAAUUGUAAAGUCGAGAUUUGUGGGAGGUUCGCAUAUUUGGGUAUUCCAGGAAGGUGUGUGGACACUGCCAAACUGGCGAGAUGGGUGCUUGACACCCCAUUAUCGUUUGACGACAAAAUCAAAUUUCUGAAUAAUUAUUUUCACUGUUUCAUCAACUUCGAAAAGAUCACAAGAUGUGUCAGAGCGGAGUUUGGCGCUUAUUUCCUUAGAAACGUCGAGAGAAUGACACUCAAAUUGCCUAUCAAUAUCAAGGAGAAGAAUAUGUUCAUAAUUCUCGACUUUGAGUUCGAUCCAACUAAAUUGGAGCAGUACAGAGACAAUACAGAUCCUUUCAAACCAGUGAGAACAAAGAUCAACGUUGUGUCUGGUAAUAUCACAGAGAAACAAGUCAGAAAAAGAGUGGAUGAAGUUGUAAAGAGUGGCACAGAUGAUUGGAUGAUGACUAUAGUCAGGAGAGUCUCUAUGAUCAUUUAG
Messenger RNA from Entamoeba invadens IP1, 1326 nucleotides. RefSeq lists its product as hypothetical. The transcript is spliced from 2 exons. The record is from RefSeq and is a predicted model, not a curated record. Bases 1 to 1326 code for a protein of 441 amino acids. Lineage: Eukaryota; Evosea; Mastigamoebida; Endamoebidae.